AUGAGGCUGUCAUAUCGAGAAAAGAAUCAGGAGGCGGUUUGUCUCCCUUUUCCAUCGACCCCGACGUGGACUCUAAUAGGCACGGAGGAGCAGGGAAUUGGCCUUGAAAACCUUCUGACGCUACUGGAAGCUAACAAUGGGCAGUUUCUCUCCCACCGCAAGGCUUUGUUGGCUGAUAUGCCGUGCAAGAUGGAGAACGAUUUCCCCAGGAUUCAGAAGGAUGAGGUUUGGCGUCCGAUAAACGAUACUAUAUGUCUCUGA
Molecule: messenger RNA, 261 nt
Organism: Pyricularia oryzae 70-15
Lineage: Eukaryota; Fungi; Ascomycota; Sordariomycetes; Magnaporthales; Pyriculariaceae
Exons: 2
Coding region: 1-261 (86 amino acids)
Source: RefSeq, a predicted model, not a curated record